GUGGUUCACAUGAACGGGAUGAAUAUUUCCCGGCAGCCACUGGCGGGUCGUGCGGAGUAUAGCCUGAUAAGUCAUGUCAGAUGACAACUGCUAUGGACCAACCCUGCCACCAUCAAUGCGGAAGGCCUGUGAUGUGGCUGAGCCCCGGGUAGGGCGUGCCAGCUCCGAGGAAGCCUCUGAUGAUGAUUGCUACGGUCCCAUCCUGCCGCCAUCAAUGAGGGCUCGACGCCAGUCAGACCCUCCUCCUAUCGGCCCCAGCCGGCCGGACCCGGGCGGGUCGGUCGCGGCAGACCGGCCUCCCAUCGGCCCCAGCCGGCCGGACCCGGGCGGGUCGGCGGCUGCGGACCGGCCUACCCACUCUGACCCAGACAGCUCGAGCGACGAGGAUGCCUACGGGCCGGCGCUGCCACCCGGAUUCGUGCGGCGCGCGCCGGCGGGUCCUGCGGUCAAGGGUCCGGCGCUGCCACCCGGAGGACUGCCGCCGCCCGCCGAGGACGAAGAGGACGAGGAUGACAUCAUCGGGCCGCUGCCUCCAGCGGCCAGCGCGGAUCUCGGCCAGUACGCGGCCGACGAAGUGGAGCGACGCGCCAGCAGCAUGAAGGACAAGCUGGACGCUCUGGGUCGGCCGGUGGAGCUGGUACGCGAGGAGUGGAUGCUGGAGCUGCCGCCGGAGCGCGCCGGCGAGUUCGGCCUCGGCCCGCGCCAGUUUCGCCGCAGUGCCGCGCCGGAGCGGGGCGACACCAGCGCCUGGACUGAGGUGGCCUCCGACCAAAAACCGCGCCCUGCCGCCACUAGCAAGAAAAGGGCGGAGGCUGUGGUGGACCUGGCCACAAGACGGCGGGAUGAGCGCAUGGCCGAGGUGGCUGAGUCUCUGCAGGCCAGCAGGAAGGACUCGCUGCUCGACCUUCACCAGAAGAAGGUCAAGCAGGGAAAGAAGGAGGCGGGAGACACUUCGAAGCGGCGCCAAGAGUUCGACCGGGACCGCGACCUCGGCACCAACCGUUUCGACGAGUCGCAGCGCGCCGCCGCCAUCAAGCGCUCGCGCGGCGCCGCCGAUAUGUUCGGCGCUGGCGCGCAGAAGUUCCUGUAGCGCCGGCGGCGGACCUGAUUUGGGCGGCGCGUCUUCGACACGGGGAUUGGUUGGCGCCAGCUGCGCCGCGCGCCGAACCGAGCCCGGCCUGCCGAGUUUGCUGUGGUGGCUCUGUUUGCAUAAUGCCGUGCUGGGCGAUGUGUACCGUGCCAAGCGCCCUCUUCCAUGCAAGAUGCCCUGACACAUCAAAGGGGUGUUGUAAGGACCGGCGCGGUAUAAGUCGUGCCAUGUAUUGGAUUGUUAAAUGCAUUCAGUGCCUCAACACAUGCUGUGCUGGUGUGGUACAGCGGUCCUGAAGUAUGCUGUGUUUCAUCUAAGGCUGGUUUUGCCUUGGCGUUUGUGCGGAAUGUUUGCAAGGUUUUUGCACAUCUGCCAUCUGGCUCGGGCUGCGUUUCGACUAAAUAUUUUUCUCAUUUUCACUAUUCAAACAUGGACUGCCUGACAUUAAAGUGUUUGCUGCCAUGUGUAUCAUUUCAGUGGAUAAUGGACGCUACGGCGCUAGCCCGCGUUAUGCGUCAUACGAUGAUGUUGGUAGGUUGCUACGAGUGAAGCAUAUCAAAUGUAUGUGAUCAUGUUUUGUCUCGACAAUAUUACAAUACA
Pollicipes pollicipes is the source of this 1690-nucleotide messenger RNA. RefSeq names its product GPALPP motifs-containing protein 1. Lineage: Eukaryota; Metazoa; Arthropoda; Thecostraca; Pollicipedomorpha; Pollicipedidae. The transcript has 5 exons. The record is from RefSeq and is a predicted model, not a curated record. Bases 215 to 1090 code for a protein of 291 amino acids.